This is a messenger RNA of Magnolia sinica, 1946 nucleotides long. RefSeq lists its product as uncharacterized. The coding region runs from base 256 to 1422 and encodes 388 amino acids. Gene Ontology annotation, molecular function: DNA-binding transcription factor activity. NCBI's taxonomy places the organism in Eukaryota, Viridiplantae, Streptophyta, Magnoliopsida, Magnoliales, Magnoliaceae. The record is from RefSeq and is a predicted model, not a curated record. The transcript has 6 exons.
AGCUCAAUUUGUUUCUGGGUUUUGGGUGCGUUUGGCGAUGUUUUUGGGUUUUGGUUUUGAUCUGGAUCUCCUUUUAUGAGAGAGGGAGAGAGAGAGAGAGAGAGAGAGAUUAGAUCUCUCUAUAGAGUCGGUCUCCUUGAGGAGGGCGAAGUAGAAGGAGAAAAGGGUGGCGCGAGGAUUUGGGCGAGAAAUGGGAUGUGAAAAGAUUCGAUAAGCGCUUGGAUUUCCGUGUGGCUGUAAUUCUGUCAAAAAAUCAUGGCACAAGAAGAGCAGCAGCGGUGCAGCAAUAGCAGCAGCGGCGGUGGUGGCGGCAGCAGCAUUGGAGGAGGGAGAUCGUGUAAAAAGCUCAAGCAGAAGAAAAUCCCACAGCGCGGCCUUGGUGUUGCUCAAUUAGAGAAGAUCCGCUUGGAAGAGCUGCAGAAGAAGGAUGCUGCAGCAGCUGCCGCAGGGUCGCCGCAUUUCCUUGUCCCUCUUCCGCAUCAUCCGCCUUGUCUAUCUGAUCUUCCUUCGCCCAAUUCCAUCUUUAAGACGUCCGUUCCAUUCUCGAACCUUGAUCUCAUUGGCCCACCUCCUGUUCCGCCUUAUGCAUGCGACGGUGGUGGCAGCGGAGGAGGAAGAGGAGGACAUGGAUUUUUGCCGGUUGCGUGGAAUGGAUUGGAUGCGGACAAAGCCAGGAAAUUGGAUCAUGGGUUCCAAUUUCAUCCGCAUUUGCCUGAGGAAGUACACCCGAUUUUGCGUUACUCUGCUGUUUUACAGAGGAAUCAGCAGCAGCAACCUUCUUUGUUGGCGAGCGCCUCUACGUCGCCUUCAUCCUCGUCUGGAGUUAAUCUUCAGAUGGAGCCCCCUUCAAACCAAAGCUAUUGUAGCAACCCAACACCUCCGCCACGCGCCGAGGAAGAGAGGAUGGUUGGCAUGAAGCGCCCCUGGCCAUUUUCUCUUGACAAUCCACUGAGUGGCGUCGCCCCCUUCCAUUGCAAAUUGCCCCCUUCUGCUCCGAUCCACGACAGAUGGGAUGAGUCAUCAUGUGGUUGGCGUGAUCCAUGCGAUCCAAUCAAAUUCAGUUCGGGGAAUUCGAUUUUCAGAGAUGGUUCUUCUACCUCUUUUGGCCGUGAGAGCCCCACCAAGAACAUCAAAGAAAAUGGAUCAUUGGAUGGUGAAUUUCUAACGUUAGGUCCUCCUAUUUCCUCUCCAAACCUCAAAUCAAAGCAACCCAUUUCAAUUCCAGCUUCCCAUUAUGGCGGAUUCAACUUGAUAUCAUUACCAGGAAGUAAUGAAGACAUGUUUAUCCGAUCAGGCGUGCCGGUGCAACAACAAACAUUUUACAGUUUCUUGCCUGUGAAUCCGAAGGGGCAGACAAAAUCAUUAAAAGAGCGGAAAGGUGAAGGAUCGGAGAGCGUCGAUCUGAACCUGAAGCUUUGGUAACUGCAAUGGAAAUUACUGGCGAAUAUUACCAUCUUCCAAUUACACUGAACUAAAGAGGUAAAGAAAGAUUCAAUUGCUGAUUUCAGUGUGCUUUUUCUGCAGAUUCGUUCUGCGGAUUUGCUGGAUACCAUGACUUCAGGUUCUGACUCGAUCAUGUGAGUGAGGAGAGAUGUUAGGCAUAUGAGUGAAGGAGAUAUGUAGGAUUUUUGUUUUUAGUUUUUUCAACUGUUUUGGUUUCUUCUCACUUUUUGUUGGUUCAAUGAUUAGAGACAAUGUUGAUUGGAAACAAACCCAGCAUGGGAAGAUCAAUGUAUUUGUCUUCUCCGAAUUAUGUUGGGCCCACUUGUUUGGAUGUGUACCGUAAGAUUGGGCCCACUUGGUUGAUAAUGUGGUAGUGUAUAAUGAGAGAAUCUGCAUGACUUGGAUUUGGUACAGUGCAGCUUUGUAAGUGUAUAACGUGCAUUUAAGUGUAUUUAAGCAUUGAAAUUGAGUUUUAGAGCACCGAAACUGUAUUUAAAAACACA